This is a messenger RNA of Culex pipiens pallens (northern house mosquito), 910 nucleotides long. RefSeq lists its product as uncharacterized. The transcript has 2 exons. Lineage: Eukaryota; Metazoa; Arthropoda; Insecta; Diptera; Culicidae. The record is from RefSeq and is a predicted model, not a curated record. Bases 17 to 820 code for a protein of 267 amino acids. Gene Ontology annotation, molecular function: chitin binding. Gene Ontology annotation, cellular component: extracellular region.
AUUUCUCAGCUUGAAGAUGAUCCCAAUUUCGCUAGUUUCGCUGACAGUAGUUGUCCUACUGCAGUUCAUCAACGUCCAAGCACUGUUCGAUGUGCCUGGAACCGUAAACGUAUCAUUGAUGGUCAACUCCUGCGACGAUGGAAAGCGAUCAAUUUGCUCCAACUGCACCACGUUUUCUCUGUGCUUGGGAGGAAAAUCCAUCGGUGAAAUUCCCUGCGGAUCGGCCACUCCACACUGCGUCCAGGGAGAUGUCGAGGCAACCUGCUCGGACCAUCCGGCAAGUGAGUGCGACGUAGUCGAGCGUCCGUGGUACAUCACCUGCCCUUCGGUUGGAGUUCUGCCAGAUCCCGUCCAUUGCGACCAUUACCACAACUGCUCGCAAAGGGAUUCCCCCUCCGAGUUGUUCCAGUGUCCUCCGGGGUACAUUUUCAACACGGUGACGCAAACCUGCCGUUCCAGAUCCGUUCAAAAGUGCGCUGAAUCACCCUGUCGGGCUGCCAAUACUCUCGUGCCCUACGGGCCCUCCCACAUGUACUACGUGUUGUGUGUCCCCAGAAAGGAAUCCGAAUCGGUGGAGCAACAGCUGGAACCGUACAUCUUCCGGUGUCCGGAUCGGGCUCCAUUCAACGUGACCACCCAGGCUUGCGAGUAUCGCUGUGUUACGCAGGGGAACUUUGCCGAUUCACUGGAUUUGAACUCGUACUUUCAGUGUUACCGGAAGGAUGAUGGCGGAUUUGUUGCGUUGAAGAAGGGCUGCCAGAAGGAUGGGGACGGAAUGGUUGCGAAGUUCAACGCAACGGUAGGGGAAUGCAUUCCGUAAGAGAAGAUUAAUUUAGGUCAAAAAAUGUUUUUUUGUUGUACACAAUAAAUCAUGUAUUUUUCGGAAAUAAAAAUCAUCGAUUUUUAAAUA